AUGCAUGGAGAUCUCUACAUGGGGACAUUGGAAGUCAAAAUAGAGAUAGAUGGCAAAAUGGUAUCAGCACCACUUUUCAGCCAGUCUGGUCCGCAGGGAGUAGAUUGGGUCCUUGCCCUUGUUGCAAUACCCGUCCAAAAUGGAACUACUUACAGGAUUGUAUUCGAAGCAACAAGGGGUCUGACCUAUCUGUCAGAUAUCGCCUUGGAUGAUAUCAGCGUUGCCCCCUGUGGAGUUGUCCCAACCGCAACGCCAACAACCCCACGCACAACGCCAACAACCCCACCCACAACGCCAACAACCCCACCCACAACGCCAACAACCCCACCCACAACGCCAACAACCCCACCCACAACGCCAACAACCCCACCCACAACGCCAACAACCCCACCCACAACGCCAACAACCCCACCCACAACGCCAACAACCCCACCCACAACGCCAACAACCCCACCCACAACGCCAACAACCCCACCCACAACGCCAACAACCCCACGCACAACCCCGACAACCCCAAGCAAAACGCCAUCUGCAAUAAUUCCAUCCGAUACAACUACCAUAGAAGACUUCGAUGGCAACACAAAAUACGCAUUUGAUGUUCAGACUACGAAUUUUGAUGUUACGCGAUGGAGACUCAGGUCGGGCCCAACACCGUCCUCUGGCACGGGGCCUGAUCAUGAUUACUCAUCCACCAGCAGGAGAGGAUCGUAUGCGUACUUUGAAGCCUCAUCUCCCACACAGAAUAACGUUCCGGCAAUAAUGCGUUCUUAUGCCCAAUUCGCUGGUGAUGAGCCAAGAUGCCUGUCAUUCGCAUACCAUAUGAGAGGAUCAGGCAUGGGUAGUUUGGAUGUAGUGCUGGCUGUUGGCGGUCAGCCACAAGCACCUCUCUUCAGUGCUUCCGGUGAUAAUUAUGGCUCGGAUUGGAAUUUGGCAAAUGUUCUUAUUCCCAAACAGCAUGCAAGCUACACGAUUGAGUUCAUAGCAAAACGACAUUCCUGGCAGUCGGAUAUUGCCGUUGAUGCCAUCAGAGUUUCACCCUGUGUUGCUGUCCCAACCACAGCGCCAACAACUCCAAGCACAACGCCAACAACCCCACCCACAACUCCAACAACCCCACCCACAACGCCAACAACCCCACCCACAACUCCAACAACCCCACCCACAACUCCAACAACCCCACCCACAACGCCAACAACCCCACCCACAACGCCAACAACCCCACCCACAACGCCAACAACCCCACCCACAACCCCGACAACCCCAAGCAAAACGCCAUCUGCAAUAAUUCCAUCCGAUACAACUACCAUAGAAGACUUCGAUGGCAACACAAAAUACGCAUUUGAUGUUCAGACUACGAAUUUUGAUGUUACGCGAUGGAGACUCAGAUCGGGCCCAACACCGUCCUCUGGCACGGGGCCUGAUCAUGAUUACUCAUCCACCAGCAGGAGAGGAUCGUAUGCGUACUUUGAAGCCUCAUCUCCCACACAGAAUAACGUUCCGGCAAUAAUGCGUUCUUAUGCCCAAUUCGCUGGUGAUGAGCCAAGAUGCCUGUCAUUCGCAUACCAUAUGAGAGGAUCAGGCAUGGGUAGUUUGGAUGUAGUGCUGGCUGUUGGCGGUCAGCCACAAGCACCUCUCUUCAAUGCUUCCGGUGAUAAUUAUGGCUCGGAUUGGAAUUUGGCAAAUGUUCUUAUUCCCAAACAGCAUGCAAGCUACACGAUUGAGUUCAUAGCAAAACGACAUUCCUGGCAGUCGGAUAUUGCCGUUGAUGCCAUCAGAGUUUCACCCUGUGUUGCUGUCCCAACCACAGCGCCAACAACUCCAAGCACAACUCCGGGCACGAUGCCUACGACUCCAAGCUCAACGUCAACAACUUCAAAACCAUCUGGCAAGAAACACGUUCCCGCUUUUGCGCCGCGCAGACGAGCGAUUUUAUCGCAGCAACUUGCGAUUAUGAUCUCGCUGUAA
This is a messenger RNA of Lineus longissimus, 1965 nucleotides long. RefSeq names its product mucin-2-like. Gene Ontology annotation, cellular component: membrane. Bases 1 to 1965 code for a protein of 654 amino acids. Lineage: Eukaryota; Metazoa; Nemertea; Pilidiophora; Heteronemertea; Lineidae. The transcript has 8 exons. The record is from RefSeq and is a predicted model, not a curated record.